CGUGAAAUCGGGACUUUCGCCAAGGUUGGGCGAGCUAGCAAUUGGAUGGGCCGAAACCGAGGAGCUGACAUGAGAUAUACGUCUGCCAUCAUAGCCCUUCUACUAAGCGUCCUCGUUUGGCGAAGCAGACGCCUGCUAUACAACAAUAUACUAUUCACGCCGGUUCUCCCUCCCGCUUAUUACGCCUACGGGAAUGCUACGCUGCAAUGUACCUUCCCUCGUGCGGACGACGUCGACUUCUUUCUCGCAGACGACGCCAUGUCCCCUCUUGCAGACGAAUUCAAGUACUGCGAGGACGUAGUUUUCUGGGACAUUGGUUCUCAAGCCGGAGAAGCGCACGCCACGCGUCGCGCCAUCAUCAGCUGCGAUGCGGGCAGGAAGGCGUGGAACACCGUCAUGGGUCCUUUGCUGAACCCCAAGCCGAGGGGCUCUGUGUGGGUUAUGGACGUUGCUAAGGGCGCGGCGCCAGCGCGUCUCGAACUCGCGGGGUUUCCACCAGACCAUGACUUCCACCCACUUGGCCUGGACAUUUAUCCGUCUCAUGACGGCGAGCCUUCCAACCUCUUUGUCGUCAACCACGCAAGGGGACGCACCUGCAUAGAACAGUUCACAGUCUCUCCGUCUGGGCAAGCAAUCGCGACCUACGUCCGCACCCUCGACUCUCCUCAUUUCAGUUCGGCAAACUCCCUGGCGCUUACGUCCCCAACUAGUUUCCUGGUCACGAACGAUCACCUCUUCACACGGCGCCUGCCGUUCCCGCUCAACCACCUCCUUCCAAUCGCCGAAUCUAUUUUGUCGCUGCCCCUAGGCUGGGUUGUGCAUGUUAGGCUCGAGCCGAAAGAUGACCGUGCGGACCGCGAGGAUGCCGAGUCCGCGGCAGGCUCGCCACAAGCUAUUGCCACCGUCGACGUAGUGGCACCCUUCAUUCCCUUCCCCAACGGUGUCGCGGUCUCGCCCACCCGCGAUACCGUGGCCGUGGCUUCGACUACCACCGCGGAGGUCCGUCUUUACCACGUAGCUGGCCGCUCCAACCAUGUGUCUUUCAUACCGGACUUGACGAACUACGGGCUUGAGCUUAGGGACACCAUCUCCCUGCCUUUCCUUCCCGACAACCUCCACUUUGCGGACGAUGGCUCGCUCGUCGUCGCUGGCCAUCCGAACUUCCCCCAGUUGGCCGCGCUUGCCAGGGGUGGCACAGACCCUGCGGGUAGCUGGGUCGUGCGGAUCGCGAGGAAAGACGUGGAAAAGCCUGGCAAUGACGCUCCGGCCCUCAACGCGGUACAUCCACGCUUCGACAUUCAAACCCUAUAUCAGAGCAACGGCGCUCAGCUGCAGACCUCGAGCGCCGGGCUAUACGAUGUGGGGAAGGGCCUAUUGAUCAUGGCGGGGUUGUAUGCGGAGCCGGGCGUGCUGAUGUGCGCCUCGGCGUCGUGAUACAGUCUUCUCUAUCCUUCUGUGCCGCUCGAGUCGGCGGCAGUAUAGAGAUGACGAAUGAUAGAUGGCUCUCGUCGACAUCUUGCCAGUUCCCUCGAGCUCGAAGCGGGGCUGCUUUCCCCACGUGCGGCUCGAUCUCAGGCAUCUGCAGGCGAAGCAGGGUAGCAAGAUAUAGACUGACUGGCGCUCGGGGUCAGUUUCAGGUGGCUCAGAGAAUCAGGGGAGAUGGAGGACGCGGAGAACGCGGGAAAGCGGCCACCGAUCGAGGAGAAGGGUUCGGAGACGACGAAGGCUUCAGUCGUGCAUAUGUUCUCGAACUGCAAUUUCUCCGCAGCUUGCUGACUCGAAUAAAUAUUUAGAUAUAUGCGGCAGUCCUGUCGACGAUA
Messenger RNA from Schizophyllum commune H4-8, 1820 nucleotides. Its product is annotated as calcium-dependent phosphotriesterase. NCBI's taxonomy places the organism in Eukaryota, Fungi, Basidiomycota, Agaricomycetes, Agaricales, Schizophyllaceae. The coding region runs from base 259 to 1434 and encodes 391 amino acids. The transcript has 3 exons. The record is from RefSeq and is a predicted model, not a curated record.